GACCACACUCCUAAAACAUAUCAACACACAUAACCUCCUCCACCUCCAUUUUCAUUUCCUCUUAUUUAUCCACCCACCACCAAACACCAAAAAAAAAAAAAAAACAGUAUGGCUAACCAGACCACCCAACGGCGCAUUUUAGCAGCACCAGAACCAAAAGCAUCCAUGGAUCAUACCCUCAAAAAACAGACCAAGCCCUCCAUUUCUCAACACCUAUCUAAUAACCUAGAUUCUUCCUUGCCCUGUAAACCCUCUUCCAUUUCCAGCAACAGCUCUAGAGUCAAUACAAGUCAUAGAGUUCGUACUUCACAAAGACCCAGCAGUCAACAAACACUCCCAGCUCUCACUGACACUCGUUUGCAAGCCAAAGCCAUGUCAGUUUCUGCCAUAAUGGGUUCCUCCAAGUCUUCCAUUAAAUCAAAUCCUCAGCCCAAAUCAGUUGGUCCCAAUAUUGAGAAACAGAGCAAGACAACGAAGGAAUUAGCUUGCAAAGACAAGUCCCAAAAAUCCAGUAAAGAUGUGGAAAAGAAGAAAUUUGAGGAGGUGGUUGUGAAGAAGAAGAAAGAAGCUCAAGAGGGAUUGGUGGGUUUUAAAGAAAAGCAUGAAUUUGAUAAUAGGAGAUUGUCAGUUUCAUUGAACUCAAACGGUGGCAGAAGGAGAUCCCUCCGUGGCUCACAGGUUCAAUUGGCAGAUGUGCUUGCAAGUUAUGGUGUGAAAAUUGUUUCAGCUGAUAUGCCACCAUUUAUGCAGAUCCAUGCUGUUGAAUGUGCAAGAAAGACACAUGAUAGCCUGGAAAAGUUCACCUCCAAGACUCUUGCUUUGACUCUCAAAAAGGAAUUUGAUGGGGUAUAUGGGCCAGCUUGGCACUGUAUUGUAGGAACCAGUUUUGGGUCUUUUGUGACACACUCUGUAAGUGGGUUUCUGUAUUUCUCAAUGGAUCAAAAAAUGUACAUCCUCUUGUUUAAGACAACGGUACAAAGAGCAGACUGAACAGUUGGAAAGCUCAAGAAUUUUUAGUGUAGGAAGUUCUGGAAAGCUCAAAAAUAAGUUAUAUUCUUUCGAGCUUGUACAUUGGUUAAUGGUUAUUGCAGGGAAAGCAUAGGAGAGACGGAAAUUUCUCCCCAUCUUUUUGUUCAUAGACAUUUACUUAGUUGUAACUUGUAGGGGCUUAGUAUUUGUCUAAUUGAGAAAUAUGAAAUCCCUUCUUCUGGCCCUGUAAGUCUAUAUGUAUCAGUGUUAUAAAAUCAUAAUAUAAUUGUCCCAAUGUUCUUUUUGGUU
Messenger RNA from Prunus mume (Japanese apricot), 1278 nucleotides. RefSeq lists its product as uncharacterized. Gene Ontology annotation, cellular component: cytoplasmic dynein complex. NCBI's taxonomy places the organism in Eukaryota, Viridiplantae, Streptophyta, Magnoliopsida, Rosales, Rosaceae. Gene Ontology annotation, biological process: microtubule-based process. The record is from RefSeq and is a predicted model, not a curated record. Gene Ontology annotation, molecular function: dynein intermediate chain binding.